Molecule: messenger RNA, 811 nt
Organism: Aspergillus fijiensis CBS 313.89
Lineage: Eukaryota; Fungi; Ascomycota; Eurotiomycetes; Eurotiales; Aspergillaceae
Exons: 1
Coding region: 110-640 (176 amino acids)
Source: RefSeq, a predicted model, not a curated record
GGCGCAUAACCCCUCGGAUUGUCGGAUUGUCGGUAGUAGUGCAUGGAUGUGUAAAUUGCAUCAAGGCAUCAAGACAUCAAGACAUUUCCAGCGAGAUUCUGGUUCCUGAAUGGCCAUGACAACCGAGCCGGUCCAGCCGGCAAAUCACCGGCUCCGUAUGCAUUGCUGGCCUGAGGCGGUAAGGCGGCAAGGCGGCCACGGGAACGGUUCCAACUUCCAAGGAGGUUCGACUUGCUUCUUCCCCGGAUUUUCCUGCCGGCAUGGCUUGUUUCAUCAGUCAGCAUUUCUUCCUUUCUUGCCUGUCUCUUCUGAGGAAAUAAUCUUUCCUUCCCCUCUUUUCCCCGCUGCGAAGCAUGACGUCCCCAACCAAACUUCACCUUCCUCUGGCCUUCCGGAUCUUUACUCCGUAGCGAGGUCAUUCUCCAGCCCUCGGCUGAUGCUGGAUCACAUUUUCUCCAGGUGCUGGAAACGCCGACUACGCCGAUUUGUGGAGUCAAUGCCAGCACCUGAUCAUUACAAUUCCCGGACUCCCCGCGGACAAGGUCAUGAACCACAAUUGCCGUCCCUUGAAUCUGGGGUCAGAGUGCUACGUGUUGAGAUCCAAUUUUGGUCCUCAAGUACGCGAGAGGCAAGAACAUGAUGACUCACGGGACCAACCCUUCUGCCAGUGGCCAAUUUGUCAAGCCCUUCCCCCAGCUGAGGUGCAACAAUCAUCCAAGGAACAACCUCCGGGGCCCCGGACUAUCUCCUCUGUUGCCCUGAUGAUCAUGAACAAUCCUAGCCAAUUGAGACUCCAUUCACCGUUUUUCGA